AUGACGAAUGACAAAAGACCUCGUCUCAAAACAAUGACAGAGCAUAUCUCUGAUAACAGACAUAAAAUUUCUGCGUCUUUUUCAUUGCAACAACGUUGUUCAUUACGUGUGUUUGAUUAUUAUAUAACACCUGACAAAAUUCCCGAUUUUUCAUACUGUACAACAAAUAUAACUACACAAAAGUUUUGUUCGCUGAACUUUUACUCAGAUGACAAUCGUAAGACAAGCAAAUUACGUGCCUAUCCAAACGAUGGUAUUGAACAUGUCAGCGUUCCUUAUAUACUAGCUGGAUUCGAUGUGCCCAAGGAUUUCAACGGUAAUUUCGGUAUGGGUCUUCUAUAUCAAUGCUUGACAGAUAAUUGUAAUCAUCCACAAACAAUUCUGAAACGAAUACUACAAGCAACAACGAUUGAAACAUACCAACCUGUUCCAUUACUUUCAUCAUCCGAGCCUCCCACGUGCUUUACAUAUAAUAAUUUUACAAGUAUCGAUAUUUGCCGUCCGUCGUUUCGUAGAGACCAGUCAUCACGUUCAAAUGAUAGUUGUUCAACGUAUUGUGUAACGUCUAUUCGAAUUGAUGCAACUGAUUUGAAGACUGAAAGAUUGUGCGCGUAUUGUGAACAACAACCAAUGGAACGAUUUACGUAUAUUGAUGAAAGAGUGUUCUUACUGAACGAACGAACAAGUCGUUUACAACAACUGGAAUUCGUUUGUAAUUCGAGUAGUUAUUGCAAUUCAUUAGAAAACAUACGAAAAAUUCAACAGCAAUACAAAAUCGAAUUCGAUUUCGACAAAUUCGAUGAGAAAAGCGCUGCAACAAUGUUAAGUACAUCUAUCCUUGGAUAUUUUCUACUCUUUUAUAUAGUAGAUAUCACACGUGUAAUUGUAUUGUAA
Adineta ricciae is the source of this 894-nucleotide messenger RNA. NCBI's taxonomy places the organism in Eukaryota, Metazoa, Rotifera, Eurotatoria, Adinetida, Adinetidae. The record is from the annotation of a GenBank genome assembly.